This is a messenger RNA of Talaromyces rugulosus, 1242 nucleotides long. RefSeq lists its product as uncharacterized. Gene Ontology annotation, cellular component: plasma membrane; lipid droplet; mitochondrion. NCBI's taxonomy places the organism in Eukaryota, Fungi, Ascomycota, Eurotiomycetes, Eurotiales, Trichocomaceae. The record is from RefSeq and is a predicted model, not a curated record. The coding region runs from base 1 to 1242 and encodes 413 amino acids. Gene Ontology annotation, biological process: glycolipid biosynthetic process. The transcript has 4 exons.
AUGGUGACCAAAGCAGAUCGCACUCAUGAAGUGCUCCUUUGGGGAGCUACUGGAUACACGGGAAAGAUCACUGCCGAGUACAUUAACAAAAACUUGCCCCUGGAUCUAAAUUGGGCUAUUGCUGGACGAGACCGUAAAAAGCUGGAAAGCCUCAACGAACAUUUGAAGACCCUGAAUCCAACCCGACCACUUCCUGCAAUUGAAAUUUUCCGUCUGAAGGAGGAGGACCUAAAUAUUUUGACGAGGAAAACCCAGCUCGUGAUCUCGACUGUAGGCCCCUUCCAGUUGUAUGGGAGUGAUCUUUUUCGUCUUUGUGCUCAAAAUGGCACACAUUACGUGGAUAGCACUGGAGAGUCUCCAUUCGUCGGGGACAUGAUUAAAGCGAACGACGAUUUGGCACGGAAGAAUGGGAGCAUUGUUGCCGUCAGUCACAAUCGCCGUAUCUUUGAUGCACCGACUAGGCGCGUCGAUGUCAGUAUACACAGUCUUAAGGGAAGUGUUAGCGGAGGCACAUUGUCGUCUUUCAUAAAUGCAUUUAAUCGCUAUAGCUUCGCCCAGUUAUACGCAAUCCAUGCGCCGUACUCCUUCUCGCCCAAGAAGCCAACCCCCACAGAGCCUAUUAAGUCGAGCAGCCUGUGGAUCAAACUCUUCGGCCUGCUCUAUAUCCGCAACUUGGGCUGGUUGGGCUACCAGUCACAGAGUCCAAUCGACCGCGCCAUUGUACAUAGCACUUGGGGACUCCUCGACGGUACGUCGGAGCGGUACGGUGAUAGCUUUGACUGGCAUGCCUGGGUGCGCUUGUGGGGACCAAUUGCCGCCAUUUUCUGGCAUUUUACCUUGUGGUCUCUGACAGCCCUGUUUUCGCUCCGCCCAGUCAGAUGGCUCCUGUCUAAGAUUUGGUACAAGCCUGGAAACGGCGUUGCGGCAGACAAAAUCCAAAAGAACUGGCUCGAAUACCGCACGGUUGCAAAUGUGGAUGACGGCCCUACACAAAAGCCUGCCAAAAAACGCAAAUCUGUGGCCAGGUUGCGUUUUGACAGUGACCCCUACUUCUUCACUGGAGUCACACUAGCCGAGGCAGCCAAAAUUAUUGUUCGCCGUAACGAUACCCAAGCACACCAACUCGGUGGCGGUGUGUUGACGCCUGCCACCCUCGGCGAUUCAUACGUGGCGGCUCUCAAGGAAGGGGGUGUGACAAUCGAGGUCAAAUCAGCAGAAGGAAAGGAGACGGUGAAGUGGUAA